AUGAAAACAGAUGGACCUGGAGACAGUACUGUAUUUGAUCCACCACAAGACAGUGUAGACAUUAUUGAGAAUCAGACCAUCUCAGUUGUCAGGUGUUCCGCCGACUGUAGACCUGCGUGUACCUACACCUGGUCUAGAUCAGGUACAGAUUACACAAACCCACUGAGUCUGUCUGUGGCCACGAGGACCAACGCCGGACAAUACAUGUGCACAGCCAGAAACACUGUCAGUCAGGGAACAAAGACUUGGAACCUUAUUGUCAGAUUCCCACCACAAAUUCUCAGUCUAAAUUACACUGACGGUGAUUCUGACGCGGCUGAAGAUGGACCUAAGUCACUAGUGUGUUCGGUGGAGAGUUUCCCUUCGUCCACAAUACAGUGGUUCUAUAAAGCCAACAACACAGUUCUACUGACCACCCCAGACGUCCUGGAGAGUACCUACACCCUGACUAACGCUGACUGUCUGGACACCGGACUCUACACCUGUUCUGUCAGAAACAAUGUCUCUAACACAGCGGUCACCAGGGAUAUACCGGUCAAUGUUCUGUGCAAACCACGUCAGGACCCCAGAGUUAAACUUAAUAACGAUUUUGGAUUAGCUACGGCUGAGACUUUGGUCAUGAAUGCCAUGUUCCUCUCGAAUCCGCAGCCAACUUUUUCUUGGUCUUUCGAAACAUCACCAGGCAGAGGUGUUACAAAUCUUGUCAAUGGCAGAGACAAUUUUGAUAUUCAAGAUAUGUUCACAGUCACAAAUCUGUCAGCCGUAUCAGUCGGGACACGAAAGAAUAUAAAAGCGUCCUGGUUUGGUAUCUACAAUGUAACGGCGACGAACAGUCAGGGCAGUGAUACGCUCAGUUUUACUGCUGCAGCGAAAGGAAAACCAGACUCUCCGUAUGGGGGUUUAGCUAUGUGCCCUUUUGAAGAUCGAGCCACGCUGAGUUGGACAUCCGGAUUCAAUGGCGGGUCUAGUCAAACAUUUAUAGUUGGUAUACGGACAGAUACGCAGAGCAGCAUAAUGAUUGAUAGAAAUAUCAACCAGUCUGACCCAGGACGUGGCAAAAGUGUUACUACAACAGUUACAGGUCUGACAGCUGACACAAAGCAUUUCUUCACUGUAUAUGCUGUUAAUGAAUUUGGGAACUCAUCUUUACUCGAGGAAGUUAACUGUACAACACAAGCCAGACCUGCUGCUGGAAGUUCUCUUACAGGACCGAUCAUCGGGACAGUUUGUGGAGUUGUUGUUGUACUGAUUGUGAUAGCCGCUGUCAUUGUCAUCAAGAGACGGAAUUCUGGAAAAAAAAGCCGAGGUGAUGACGGAGACAUGGUAGGGAUUGAUAACAG
Molecule: messenger RNA, 1340 nt
Organism: Pecten maximus
Lineage: Eukaryota; Metazoa; Mollusca; Bivalvia; Pectinida; Pectinidae
Product: hemicentin-2-like
Exons: 7
Biological process (GO): cell-cell adhesion
Cellular component (GO): cell-cell junction
Molecular function (GO): cell adhesion molecule binding
Source: RefSeq, a predicted model, not a curated record